UAUGUUUAUUUGGGUUUAAUUUUCUAGUGUUAUAUAGAGUUAAUUACAGGUAGAUACUCUCACUGAACACUGACUUUGUGUUUUUUUUUUUGAGUUUAGUUUAAAAAAUGUGAAAUAGAGUUAAUCACAGGUAGACACUAAUCACUAAUUUUAUGUUGUUUAUUGGGUUUAAUAUUCUAAUGUUGUACAUUUAUGUUAUAUAUAGGGAAAGGUUAUCGUGCUGGUUUGUCACAAAAAGAGGGAGGAUCCACCUCUCUCUCUCUCUCUCUCGACCACCUCUUUAAAUCCCCUAUGCCAUUGUAUAUGUAUGUGUGUGUGCGCGUGUAAGUGUAUGAAAGUGUGUGUGUGCUCGCGCUCGCAGAACUGCUCGAGCUCGUCGUUUAACUCGGAUGACAUUUUGAUUUCAUCACUUGGACUCGAGCAGGAGACAGGGACGAUCGGGUCUUCUUCAUCUUUAUCUUCAUCAUUCUUCCAUCACCCCUCCAUGCAGGAUCUUCUACUGGAUCUUCUUCAUCUUCUUCUCAGGACUUUUAAACAGCGUCACCGUCCGUAAGAACCUGUCCAGUUCUUCACCUCAAAGCCCGACCCGCACCUUCUUCUGGACCCGCUGAACUUCUACCGGACCCGCUGAACUUCUACCAUCCAUCCAUCCACCCAUCCAUCCAUCUAUCUAUCUACCUAUAUCUCCGGAGGGUUCGGGUCCAGAAGGGCUGCGAUGGCCGAGGAGACUCGCCCCUCAGCCAAGGACUCUCCGUUCUCCAUUAGGAACCUCCUGACCUGCGACAGUAAAGCCCCGGCCAAGCCCCCGACGAACCCGGCCAAAGCGGGCCUAGACACCGCACUGUCCAUCUCCCGGCUCGGGGACUUUACCCUGCCCCGCCUGGAGCGCUUUGGAUUAGCGGCGCAGUGUUUGGAGCGCAGCCCGGCGUGGUGGUGGUGCUACCCGUACACGAUCAACUCACCAGGACACCUACACGCAGCGGCAGUCUCAGAGCGGCCAGUCAGACCGCCCUCCCCCUCCCCCACCGAUCGGAGCUCCCCGGAGCCCCGCGCCAAAGAAGAAGAGGAGGAGGAAGAAGAGGAGGAAGAGGAGGAGGCAGUGCAGGAGGAUGUGCAGGAGGAGGAAAAGAGGCCGAGCCGCAAAAAGAAAACCCGCACAGUGUUCUCCCGCAGCCAGGUGUUCCAGUUGGAGAGCGCAUUCGACGCCAAGCGAUACCUGAGCAGCUCGGAGCGCGCGUGCCUGGCUUCCAGCCUGCACCUGACCGAGACCCAGGUGAAGAUCUGGUUCCAGAACCGCCGGAACAAGUGGAAGAGACAGCUGGCUGCCGAGCUCGAGGCGGCGAACGCGCACCAUCAUCACCAUCAUCAUCACCAACAGCAGCACAGGAUCGUGCGCGUGCCCGUGCUGUACAGAGAGAGCGCCGAGAGCGCGCGAGGGGGAGCCGCUGGAGGGGGCGUGGGAGGAGGAGUGGGGCAACCCUUACUGUUUCCAUAUUACCCCCAUCCCAUAAUGCCCAGCGUACCACUGCUCAGACCUGUUUAGCCCAGAUUAUUAUUAUUAUUAUUAUUAUUAUUAUUAUUAUUAUUAUUAUUAUUAUUAUUAUUAUUAUUAUUAAUAAAUAUUUGGGUUUACAAAAAUGCAUACAAAACAACUACAGAGCAUUUAUGUUAACCCAAACUGGAACACUGGAAGUUUAAAAAAAGGUGAUGGUAAUGUUUUUUUUAUUAUUUUUAUUAUUAAAAGUUAAUUAUUAAUUAAUUAAUUAAUUGACCCUGAGUAUGUAAAUGAGUACUGGGCCUGCGUGCAUAUGCCCCGCCCCUCCCGCGCGGGUGUUUUUACAGCUCAGUCUGGACAAUCUCUCACUCUGUUUCACUCUUUUAUACUCAGAACUUUAAAGACUGUCGGGCUCUUUGAACCCCUUCACUGUAAAUAUUCACAAACACUGGUGUAAAUAUAAACAGUGCUGCUGUACAUGGAGAGAGUUUUGAUAUUGUACUGCUGUAAUAAACCGAUUCAUUCAGA
Astyanax mexicanus (Mexican tetra) is the source of this 2023-nucleotide messenger RNA. Its product is annotated as homeobox protein HMX3-A-like. Lineage: Eukaryota; Metazoa; Chordata; Actinopteri; Characiformes; Acestrorhamphidae. Gene Ontology annotation, molecular function: RNA polymerase II transcription regulatory region sequence-specific DNA binding; DNA-binding transcription factor activity, RNA polymerase II-specific. The transcript has 3 exons. The coding region runs from base 716 to 1543 and encodes 275 amino acids. Gene Ontology annotation, cellular component: nucleus. Gene Ontology annotation, biological process: regulation of transcription by RNA polymerase II. The record is from RefSeq and is a predicted model, not a curated record.